AUCCAAUUUAGACCAUAUAUGCUGCAGAGAUAUGUAGCUUCUGAGCAGAUAUAUCAAAUGCGUCAAAAAUAUCGCCGAAUACUGGCAUGCAAUGAAACAAGCAUCUGAUGACCCGUAACAGCUAUUCAAGCGAUCCGAUUGGAGGCUGGGGUUCCUAUAUUUACUCCUGGACCACGACAGGAUGCUGCCACUGUAAUCCGCCAAAAUUGAACAUCGGCAAUACUAAAAUUAGGGGUUUAUUCUUUGGCAGCUCGACGUUCAUUGUAUGCAGCCUCCACAUCCUACUUUUUCCGAUACCAUAUUCUGAGGGGUUGGGACAGAAGCGGGGAUACGGUUAGAUCUCGGACGGAUCGUUUUCAAAACGGUGAUCUAGUGAUUGCUAGUGGCUUUGGUAUGAGUACUCGCAACAGCAACUUACUCGUAUUAUAUGAUCGGGUACUCUACGUACAGUAGGAGUGAGCAGGAUACAGGGACCCCGCAACAACCAGAACUGCUACCGGUACUGUACGUACUCAGAUAUUGCACAAGUACCCUCCAUCGGCAUGAUAUCAUAACUUAUAGUGUUGACAUGCUGUAGGUUAAAUGAAUCGUGUGUAUGAUACCGCACCUAGUCAAUCGUUUCAGGCCUCCUAGGGCUCCCGCCAUCAGGAGUGCACGGCGACGACGCAAACAUCCCCCCAACAACGAAACCUUUCCUACCACAGCUCCUUCCAUCUUACGCCCCACAAGUCAACAAACUUCAGGAGAAGGAAAGAAAAGAAAAAAAGUCAACAACGCAUCCAAACCUAACCAGUCAAACCACCAAAAAUGUUUAGGCGCAAGAACAAGGCGGGUAGGAACCUGGCAGAUAUUGAGUUUCCCCAUGAUCUAAAGGAGCUAGGGUGCGUUUGCCUUUCCCUCCCGCAUUUGUUACUACGACCCACAAGAGGAGGAGAGUCACUAACCUGCGGGGCGACCCCACUUGAUCAGCUUUUUCAUCAACGAGAAGGAUCAGCUUCGCCAAAUUGAAAAUCCUGAUGAAGGAUUCGACUACUUUGCCCAUGGAAGACACCAUGGGUACAUGUACGCAGCGAAUGGUGGCCAUGGUGUGCCAAGGGAGAGGCUGAAUGAGCGUCGUCGCGAGGCCGUUGAUGGUACCAACCCAUUCCAGAAAAAACAAAAUAAAUACCCCGAAAAAUGUGCCGGAAGAAGCUAAGAAAGACGAACGAAUAGCGUGUCUCCGCGGUAUCGUCAUCACUCGGCUCGAAGGGCUAGGAUUAACUAAAUUACUUCUGCCAUUCGGUGCCAGUGUAGAAGAACCGCAUGUUCCUAUCAUGGUGUCACAAAAUCUGCAAACCUGCAGUAAGGUUCUCGUGCUUUCUCCAGAUAGUAACUCCGGAGGCCUCGGUAUCUGGUGCAUGCGUAGCAUUGAGGAAGGCGCCUUGAAUGUAAGGGGCAUCGUCCUUUUACUUCUCCCUCCUCCCUUAAGUAAUUAAUGGUCGGACUAAGGCGGUAUAGGGUGGAUCGAUGAUUGAUGCGGUUAAACAUGCCCUGGAAUUUGGGUACGGAGUGGUUAUCAUGAACUCUGGUCAACUGCUUUGGGACUACACGACUAAGACUCCAAUGGGAUUUGGUACAUGGAGGGCAACCAAGGAUAAAAAAAUCCCAAUCAACGCACUCAAGAAUACAGUACCAUCGCACAAGAACCCUGAGGAGCAUGUGGGCUAUGUGUUUAGACAUGUGUUGGACAAGAUUGUGCCAAGUCAUGCUGAAAUUGAUAUCAUAGCAUGCGGGAUGGUUGCAUACACUGUUGUCGCGUUUCUGAACAAUAACUGUGGGUUCUAUUUCCAGUUUUAUGUUACCAUGCGUGAAGGAAGGGUUAUUGUUGAGCACAACGCUGACUACCGAUUUGCAGGGGAUGAUUGGAAAGACCGGAUCUUCGCUUUGGUCAUGGCAGAAUCCGCACAUUGCCUGCCCAACAUUACCAACAUUGAACUCCAACAGUUUCUUAUGCAGGUUAACUUUCUCCACCGCAUCUAGCACUAGUUUUCGGAUUAACAAUUCUCUCUAGAGGGCCCGUAACUACAUCGUCCAUAGUAAGCCCCGCGAGUCUGUGAUUCUCGAUCCACGAUUCGGCUGUGCUACCUUCUCUUCAUGUAAGCUAGCACCUUUUCUGGCAGCCACUUCUUCGGAUUAGUUCUUACACUGACUGCUUUACAGCGGCUACAUGGCCAAGUGCAAUUAUCCCCGCGUGCUUAGACUUGUUCAUGGACUAUCUUAACAAAGCGCAUGCAGACCCGGAAAACUGCAACCCUGAUGUUCCAGUAAUUGUUGGGGAUGUCCCAGACCAUGAAGAAUGGUUGAAUGCAAUGAAGAGUGUAGAUAAAAAUCCUGAACUCCAUGUAUUGGAUACUGAUUCGUAUUCUGAGAUUGAUAAGGAGGAAGCAGCCGCAGAAGCUUGAUGCAUAGAGGCGAAUCAUGAUAUCUAGCUCCUAAAAAAAAUUCAAUGGCAGUUCUUACAUUGUCUAGUUCCUCAC
This is a messenger RNA of Tuber aestivum (summer truffle), 2516 nucleotides long. The record is from the annotation of a GenBank genome assembly. NCBI's taxonomy places the organism in Eukaryota, Fungi, Ascomycota, Pezizomycetes, Pezizales, Tuberaceae.